Molecule: messenger RNA, 1555 nt
Organism: Rubroshorea leprosula
Lineage: Eukaryota; Viridiplantae; Streptophyta; Magnoliopsida; Malvales; Dipterocarpaceae
Source: the annotation of a GenBank genome assembly
UUCACAGAGAAAGGGGGUGUUCACUGCUCUCCCCCAUUUGAGAGCUUGAGGUCACACUCAAGCGGACACAGAUAGCUAUACCACCCUCUUCAAGACUUUCUACAUCCAAACGCACCUUCUUUUAUCAUCUUCUUCUUCCUUGUAGCUGGUAUCUGCAUCUUUCAUUCAUUGAAUCCCUCUCUUCUUAGAGAAAGAAUUGGGUUUCUCCCAGAAGGGUUUGUAGCCCCAAAGAUACAAGAAAGUUUAGUCCUUUUUGGAUCUCUUUUUUGGCUUUCUUGUUCUCUACUUUUGUAGUUCUUACUUUUUGUAAAAGGAUGCACAUAUCUGAUCUUCCUUAAGUUUCCACAAAUCCUUAAGUCUGGGUCUAACAAAAAUAUACUACGACCUUUUUUUGUCCUCUUUUCACUUUUUAUUUUAGCCCUUGUGGCUGCUUCACAGCUCUAGAGGCCAGCACCGACCCUCAAUCCCAGCCAAGAACCCAAACAGAUCUUUGUUAAAACCACCAGUUUUCCGUAACCAGAUGAUAUUUCAGUACUGUUCUGCAAAAGAAGCUUAGUUUACAAAAUUGAGAUUUGGAGUUUUUGAGUCAAACGGAGAUGCAGGACCCAUCGACGUAUAAUCAGAUGAAAUCACAAUUUCCGGGGCACGAGCAGCUGAAAUGCCCACGCUGUGACUCCACUAACACAAAGUUCUGCUACUACAACAACUACAACCUCUUGCAGCCCCGCUAUUUCUGCAAGAACUGCCGCCGCUACUGGACUAAAGGCGGGGCUCUCAGGAACAUCCCCGUUGGCGGAGGUAGCCGCAAGAACAACACCAAGCGCUCCAACAAUCCCAAACGCCAGGCCAACUCCGCUCCCGAUUCAGAACCCGCCCGGAUCCGGAAACAGCCGGAUUCUUCCACUUUGUCGACACCGACACCAGCUUCCACUUCCACAACAGUGACUCUCCAUGGGGUUCAGAACUUGCCGUUGGACUCUGACCCGUCCAGGAUGUACGGAUUGUCGGCCGAUCAGGAUACGAAGAUGCUGGAUAUCCCCGGAAGCUUCAGCUCGCUUCUCUCCUCCAAUGGGCAUCUUCUUGAAGGGUUGAACCCAGAUGGGUCGGGUUUGAAAACGGUGCAAAUGGGUGAUUUCAGACGUAACGCGGAUGAAGUGCGUGAUCUGAAUCCGGGUUCUGUUCAAGACCCGGGGUUGGAGGGAAGCAAUAAUGGCGAUAGUUAUUUGGGCGUACAGAAUGAGGAUUCAAGUUGCUGGGGUGGCGGAAGCAAUGGGUGGCCUGAUCUUGCUAUUUACACUCCAGGUUCAAGUUUUCAGUAGAAACAAAAAGCAGGGACGAGUGUUAAUAUUUAUAUAUUUUUUAAAAAAUUUUAAAUUUAAUUGCUUUUAUUGUGGUAAUUUGAAGAUUAUUAGAGACUAAAGUUGGUGGAGAAAAAAAUUUAUAAUUUUGUAGCAUUUUAUGAUGAUUCUGGAGAAGAGGACAAUUUUAUGCUACAUGGUUAACUUAUAUGUGUAUAUAUGUAGUUACCAAUUUAUCCCUUAUGGUUUGUUUUUUG